AUGUCUAAUAAUCGUCAGUUAAGACGACGACAACAACAACAAAAAUCGAUUUCAAUAUUUUCAAAUUUAAUCAAUACAUGGAAAGUUCGUCCUAUCAAUGGUUUUGAAAAACAUUUAUUUUCAAAUGCUCAAACAUCUUUUAAUAAUGCCAUUGUAUCUAUAAAAUCUAUUCAAAAAAAUAUGAUUGAUCCAUCUCGAUUUAUCUAUCCACGUGAUGCUAUGGGUAAUAUGCUUAUUCCAUUAGUCAAUCGAAAUACUUCCAUUUCUAAACCAUUUUAUUUGCCUAAGUAUGAUCUGAUUAAAAUUCGUUCACCCAGAUGGACCAUUAAAAAUGUACAUCAUUCGAAAGACAUUGAUUAUCAUAUAGGUCCAAUGACUUAUGAUAGUGUUAAUGAUAAAUCACAAUUAUCAUGUAAAUCUGGUUGGACGCAAAUAGGACGACAAACAUAUAAAAUACAUUCAGAAUUAACAGUACCAUUUUAUGAUACAAGAAAAUAUAAACAAGUUGGUGAUCGAUAUUCUAAACAUGCCGUAAUUCUUGGACGACGAACAAUUCGUACAGAUAUGAAAACUAAAAAACUUUCGAAUAUUAUCAAAAGAAAAUCUAAUAUUAAUAUUGAAUAUCCAUAUGAUAUACAAGAUUAUGAAGCAAUUACAAAACGAAAUGACUUCAUAGAUAAUAAUCUAUUACUUGAAAUUUGCAAUUAUAGUGGAUAUAAAAUAUAUCCAGGUCAUGGUAAACGUGUUGUUAAAGUCGAUGGAAAGGUACACAUUUACUUAAACUCAAAAUGUCAACGAUCAGCGGAUAUGCGUCGAAAUCCUCGUCGUGUUACAUGGACAGUUUAUUAUCGACGAAAACAUAAGAAAGGUGCUGCUGAACAAGAAGUUAAAAAACGUACACGUCGUAAUAUUAAAUUUCAACGUGCUAUAACUGGCGUUACAUGGAAUGAAAUUCUUGCUAAACGUAAUCAACAACCAGAAUUUCGAAAAGCACAACGACAAGAUGCUAUCAAUGCGGCUAAACAAGCUAAAAAAGCUAAAGCUCAACAGAAAAAAGUAACACAAACUGCUAAUGUUAAAGCUGGUAAACCCGUGAAAAAACCAGAAAAAAUUCAAAAGAAUUUACCAAAGACAGGCCCAAAAAAAGGCACUCAACGUUAA
This is a messenger RNA of Rotaria sp. Silwood1, 1161 nucleotides long. The record is from the annotation of a GenBank genome assembly. Lineage: Eukaryota; Metazoa; Rotifera; Eurotatoria; Philodinida; Philodinidae.